CCGGAUAGCUUCUGUGACUGCACGUGGUACGUGUCGAACACCAUGGCAGCGGUGCCGCACGUCGUGGUGAUCACCUUCCCUUUCGCCUCCCACGCGGUGAAGCUGUUCCGCUUGGCGCGCGCCCUGGCCGCCGCGGCGCCGGCCGCGACCGUCUCCUUCCUCUCCACCGCCGGCUCCAUCACGCAGCUGCAGGAGAAGAACCAGGAUGCCCUCGAGGGCAACCUGCGCUUCGUGGAGGUGCCGGACGGGUUGAUGCCACCGAGCUCCGGCGGCGCCGGGCCGGUGCCGCCGCCGAACCAUAUGGCGCGUCUGGGGCUCUUCAUCGCCGCCGCUGAGGCUGGCGGGGUGAAGGUGGCGCUGGAGACGGCUCGUGUUGCUGCCGGCGGCGCCAGGGUCAGCUGCGUCGUCGGGGACGCGUUCGUCUGGAUGGCCGCCGAUGCUGCCGCUGCGGUGGGGGCACCAUGGGUUCCGGUCUCGACCGGCGGUCCCAGCGCGCUCCUUGCGCACCUCGAAGGUGACGCGCUGCGCCACGACAUCGGCGACAAAGCGGCGAGCCGUGCGGACGAGCUGCUCACCUCGCACCCGGGCCUCGGAAGCUACCGCGUCCGGGACCUCCCCGACGGCUGCGUCUUCGGCGAGAUGCACCUGCCGAUCGUCGCCCUCUUCCGUCGCGUGGCCGAGCAGCUGCACGUUCCCCGCGCCGCCACCGCCGUGGCCUUGAACACCUUCCCGGGACUCCUCCCGGACGACGUCACCGCCGCUCUCGCCGCAGAGCUCCUGGAGGUCCUCCCCAUCGGCCCCUUCCACCUCCUCCCAGUCCCCGGCGACGACAACGCCACCGCGGCCGACCCGCACGGAUGCCUCACCUGGCUCGACGGCCACGCGGCCGGCGCCGUCGCGUACGCCAGCUUCGGCACGGUCGUCACCGCCGUGGUCGGAGGGCAGGAGGAGCUGCGCGAGCUCGCGGCCGGGCUGGAGGCGUCCGGCGCGCCGUUCCUCUGGUCCCUGCCGAAGGAGUACUGGCCGCUGCUCCCGGCGGGGUUCCUGGACCUCGAGCGCGCCAAGGUGGUGCCGUGGGCGCCGCAGGCGGCCGUGCUGCGGCACGCGUCGGUGGGCGGCUUCGUGACGCACGCCGGGUGGGCGUCGGUGCUGGAGGGCGUGGCCGGCGGCGUGCCCAUGGCGUGCCGUCCCUUCUUCAGCGACCAAAGGAUGAACGCGCGGAUGGUGGCGCACGUCUGGGGUUUCGGCACGGUGUUCGAGCAGCCCAUGACGAGUGGGACCGUGUCGGCGGCCGUGUCGUCGCUGCUAGCCGGCGACAAAAGCACCCGGAUGCAGGAGAUGCGGGACAUGGCGGCCACCGCGUUCGCGGCCGACGGCGGCAGCAGGAAGAACCUGGAUAAGCUUCUCAAGAUAGUCUGUCCACCGAAAGAGCACCGCCGCGAUGAUCUUCAUGUCGACGAAGCAGCAGAGGUGACAAGAUGCGCACCGACGACACAUGGUCAGCUGCUUGGUGCUAGCAGCCUAGCAAACACCGUGGAAAAAUAUUGUUUUUCCGGGACGAGGAACUCAAGAACCAGCCGAAUCGGCACCUGCGGUGUUGCUGCUGCCGGGAAGGGGAACCAGAUCCCCUUCCGCCCAAACUCGAGGGCGCCGACCCGCCGGGACAUUGCAAACACCACCGCAGAGCACUUGUGGCUGGAUCUGAAACCUGCACAGAAGGAACGCCACGGACUCCACAGACGCCAGGCACCCACCUUCAGCUGCUACACGCCCCCAAAGCACCAAACUUCCCCAGACGGCGCCUCUAAGGAGGACACGACGCACCAGCCGCCGCCGCCGCCCAUCCCAGGCCGGGAUUUGAGCUUUCACCCGGGAGGCAUGGCCGAGGUGUGGAGGAGAGACCACGGCUGCGGCUCCAACGAGCAAAACGACGCAACAUGGCGCCGCCGCCGCCGCGUUGGAAAUACCAAUAAGGAUCCGGCGACCAGAGGCCUGGAAUCAGGCGAAUCCAGCGAGGAGAGCAGAGAAGGGGCAAACCUGACCUUCAUAUCUGGAGCAGAGGAGGAACCUCGCCGCGCCGCGACCACAACCCACCGGGACCUCGCUGCCCGCGCAGCCAAGGGGGCCGGCCAUCACCUCCCGCACGCACCACCAGCCGAAGGACGGCGCCGCCUCACCGACCGGGCCGCCGCCCAGGCUUCCGAGGUCCAACGCCACAGCGGGCGAAGCGACGAAGCCCCGCCGCCGCCGUCAUCAACAGUCGCCCAGGCGAUGCACGACGACUCCCUCGGGUGA
Messenger RNA from Triticum aestivum (bread wheat), 2295 nucleotides. RefSeq names its product anthocyanidin 3-O-glucosyltransferase-like. NCBI's taxonomy places the organism in Eukaryota, Viridiplantae, Streptophyta, Magnoliopsida, Poales, Poaceae. Gene Ontology annotation, molecular function: UDP-glucosyltransferase activity. The transcript has 4 exons. The coding region runs from base 43 to 2295 and encodes 750 amino acids. The record is from RefSeq and is a predicted model, not a curated record.